AAUCGCGAAUUUUUUUUUGGCAUUUUCAUACAUUUUGGGUGAUCAAAUGUCCAUGUUUUCUAUGGAAUAGCCAAUAAUAUUUUCGUGAUUUCGGGGUUGGCCCAUAGGAAUAGUAGCUCGAUUUAGCGAGUAGAAUCUCUGCAUUUAAAUCCCCAUGGUGGAAGACAUACUGUAUAUUAUUACAAUCCUCUUUUUUCGUACGAGUACAAAAAGUAUUUUGUAUAUUAUAAGUACCAUGUACGUAUGUUACUUUUUUUAGUACUAUAGUUCAGAAGACUGAUUACUGCGGGAGUUUCAAAAAAAUACUAAAAUGUUAACGUUAAUAGUGUUUUUCUUUAACCUUUUAACCGCUUAAAUUUUUUCAUCGAGCAUGCUCGCGUCGCCGCCGGAACGGAGUUACACGAAGUUUUGUCUAUUUUCUCAGACUGCGGCGAAAAGAGCUGGACAUUGCAUGUCUUAUAUCAGACUAUGGUGGUUAAAAGGUUAAUUAGAAACGUUACGUAAGUCUUUUGGAGUUAUUUAAGGAAUUACCCACCUUUUUUAGUAUUCAAAGUACCUCUCUUUAUUCCAAUCAACCAUCUUACUCUAAUGAAACGUGGACCUACAAAUAUACUAGGUUAUUUCAGCGCGUAAAAACUUAUUCAUUAUAAAUGGCUACUAUACGCUACAGCAAAUAUUGAAACAGCUGAACCGUGACGCGUGUCUUGAUUGGGUAUAUACUUAAAUGGCUACGAAAGUAACGUAAGGCCUGUAAGAGCCCCCGCGCCGCGCGCACGCCUCGUAUUACUACACGGAGAUUCGUGAAAUAUGAAGGUGCUCGUUAUCAUCUUUUCGGGAUUAGUGUUGCAGACAUCUGCGUCAUUCUUCGACGAACUGCGUGGCGCGGUGUCUUCAGUGGAGAGUAGCUUCGGGAAACUUCUGAAUGACGUCAUAUACGAUGUCAGGGAAACCAUAGACUGCACUCUGAUGGCAGUUGAGCAGGUGCUGGCUUUGGGUGUGUUUAGAGAUCCAGCGGAUUAUGAUACACGGUGCAGAGGUACUGAAGCGGUCGAGCAGCCACCACCACCACCGACAGCCGUGGUAGCCACCGACCCACCACCUACUCCAGAAACCCACAACAUCGAAAUCCCUCCUACACAAGUCGACUCCUCAAUAUUAAACGUAGAUCAAGUUCUCUGUGAUGUCUUAAAAAAAGAUGACCCACACGCUCAACUAGAAACAGUUAAAUUGGCUCUCAUAAACGAAACUGAACGAUUAACAGAAAUAAGUGAAUUACUAAAGAAACAACUUGAAGAACUCUCAGCAGAAGUGAAGGAAAAGUUUAAAGCGAUUGAGCUGAAAACGUCAGAACCUUCUGUGGAGAGCAUUUGGAACGAUAUUAAACUGCUACACGAAAUAGAACAUAAACAUGAGAAUUCCGACGAUGCGAAGAAAAUCAGCCGUGUUCUAGACCAGAUUUUGAGUAUCCUCGAUGUGAAUGAGGAAGAUCGCUCAUCCGCAGUCGAUUACAAAAUACAAGAAAUUAUGCGCAAACUUAGCAAGCAAACUAAAGGCGGAGACAGUGACAUCUGGACAGACCUUAAAAAUUAUCCUAAAGAUUUUCGCGAAUACGCCAAAAGAGUAUUUGAUGAAAAUAGAUCGACUGUACCACCCGAUGAUAGAACUAAAAAACCCGAACCUGAAGAAGUUACAGAGAGUGAUGCUGGUAAAAUAGACGAAAAGGAUAACCAAACUAAAAAAACUCAUGAAACAGACAAAAAGGAAACCCAAACGAAUAAAAUGGACAAAAAAGAUGACCAAACUGAAAAAACAAAAGAAAUUACCUCAGUUAAACAUAAACGUAAAAGACGUAAACCAAAAAGAACUACGACAACUACUUCUGAAAGACCGUUAACCAUUGAGGAGUUAGCAGCUCAAUACGGUUCGCUAUUUGAUGUGAUGCCCGAUAUCGAUAGUAUUGAGAACAAGAAAGCUCUCGAAAGUGCGAAGAGUAUCAUACGAGAUAACGAGCUGAAUCGUGCAGUCUUGAACAGUUUGGAAUCAAGCAAAGAUGCGCGCGAUCUUUUCGAUGACCCAGACUUGCUAGCAGAUUUUAAGGGAUAAAAGAGAAUAAUACAUUAUAUAUUUAUUGCUAUCAUAUUGUUAAUGUAAUACCGCCUUUAAAAAUUAAGUUUUUUUUUUUAACUAAGCACAGUUUAUUGUUUGUCUUUUAUUAAGGUAUGCAAUGUUUGGGCGGAUCAACUUUUUAACCGGCACAAAUCUCAACUUUUAAAUUUCGUUGUAAAUUUUCACUUUUAAAUAAUGGCUCGUCUAAUUUUCAGUUAAUGGUGUAUGUUAAAACAUUCAAGGCCUCAACUGUUAAACUUUAUAAAAAGAAAUUAUUUAUAUUGUAAGCCUGAUAUCUUGGUAACUCCAGAGACAUUUUGAGUAACUCAAGAGACAUUAAACUGUCGGUCAAAAAGUUGAUUCACCCGUUUAUUUAUUUUUAUGUUAAGAAUUAUAAUUAAGAAAUAACUAAUUUGCAUUUGAUAUACAACGGUAUAAACAUUACUCGAUAUAGGUAAUAUUAAAUCAUAAGGAAAGUUUGUGAUAUAAAGAACUCGAGACUAUUUCAAUAAAAAAAUCAUUGUUCAAUUGUUAACUUUAAUUAGUCAUCAAAAAGUUUAAAUGGCUUAUAAUAUAAUGGCUUUUAUAAUAUUUAAAUAACACAUACGGCCCGAUUCGAAGAAUGAUUAAGACACGUUUUAGAUCUUUAAAAGAUCGAUAACUACACGACAUGUCAAAAUUGACGUUUAUUGCGAUCCCGCUGUGAUCUACGAUAUUUCUAACGUCAAAAUGACAUUGGUUGCCCGAAUCGAGCUGCUUCUGUCAAUUAUACGACAUACAAACGAUAUCUAAAUGAGAACAUAUCUAAAACAGAACUUACCGUUAUCGUAACUCAUUAUUUUAAUCGGACCGUAUGUAGAGUCUGUGCGGAAAGAGAAGAGUCGUGAAAUGUAUGGGGCGCAAUACAUUCCAAGACUCUUCUCUUUCCGCAAAGACUCUCUAUAAGAAGUUUUGUAAACUCACGGCUAUGCCAUGAACUAUCAAAUCAAAAACAAUUUGGAAUUGCGCCUUAGUUUACCAGGUAAUUUCAGUAUAGAUGUAACAGCAUCUGUAGUUAUAUCGGUCUGCUCCCAGACCCCUCGUUAAUUGAGUUUUGUGUACACACCUGUACUAAUCGAAGAGGAAAGUCAAUCUACAAAGUAAACACCGUGUUUCUAUAUUAUAACGAUUUUAUUAACAAUAUAAAUACGUAAUUACAAACUUAUUAUUCUACAAUUGAGCUGCGCUACUCUACCGCGAGCAGUCAACGUGCUUACUUUAAUAGUUCUAGUUUGGUAAAUCUUACUCUGUUCCUUACGAGGAUCACUACGCUGCCUUUACCUCAUGCCUUCAGCUAUUUAAUCCCUCAGUUGACCGAAAAUCACUUGAGCUGAUGAGAUUUUCAUUAGCCGUCUCAGUUGACAUAAUGUUUUAUUUUAGAUUUUGGAAAAGUCAUGUGACCCAAAAAUAUGCAUUAGGCAAAAUGCGACACGAAUAAAAGUCUCAUUCGAUCAAAUUGUGUAGGUCUAAAGAGGGACACCCUAUCCAACAUAUUGCUUGUAGAAAUUCACACCAAUGUGUUCGUGUUCAUUUAAUCAUUACUUAUCUUUCGUUUUAUACUUAACACGAAAAGCGUUAUAUAAUUAGCAAUUUUACGUGAUUUUUUUAAAAUUUUGUACAAAUAUAUUUUAAAAUUGUCAUUUUAAUUUCUGUUCGUAUUAAAAAUUAUGAUUUAUCUUCAAUUCCUCUCCCAUAAAUUUGGCACCAUACUUGUUAAAAUAUAUCCAAAUUUAAUUUUUCCAAUAAAGACAUUCGGCACAGUUUACUAUUUUACCAAGUGUAAGGCGUGGCUUACUUGAACUAUUUUGUAAAAAAAAGCUUGAAAUAUAAUUGCAUCGUGUCAAAAUAAUAAGAUCAUCAGUCCGAAGCUAAUAAAUAUAACAGGGAACCAUUUCUCGAAGGGUAUUAGACUAAUAAUAUUGGUCCGCGAACUGUCAAGUCGUAUGGGUUAUCAUGGCAACGCACUAAUAAUAUUAGACUGAUACUAUAAUUUGUCCACGAACUGUCAAGUCGUACGGGGUAACCAUAGCAACAGACUAAUAAUAUUAGACUAAUACCGUUUGAGAAAUGGGACCCAGCAAAUAGAAUGCAUUAGUUAUGUUAUGGGAUUAUUACUAAGGUGAAUCUUAAAGAUGUAGGGGUUUUUUGUAGAAAGCUACAACAUGAAGAAGGGUAGCUUUUUUGAGAAGAUUUGGUGGAGUCAGAUAUCUUAUUCUUUUAGAUAAAAAAGACGUAACUUUCUACCAAAAACUACCUACAUGAGUUGUCAAGACGAACUAUGAUAGAAUUCAAUAAACUUACUGUAUUUUUUCAAAGCAAUACAAAUAAUGAUUUUCAAUAAAUUGGGAUGCACGUUUAGAGCGGCUGGGGCUUCAUCGAAGAAAGUAUUUCUAAGUUUACAUUCAGCCAUUGUUGUGGUUAUCGAAUUGAGCAAUCGCUUAACGUAAAUUGUUAAGUAUUGUACUUAUUAUCAUAAGGAUAAUUGUUUACAUGCUAAAUGGGCAUUGGUGCGUCUCAAGGACUAAGUAGGUUCGCUCCUUGAGGAUAUGUAUGUAUGUACAAUAUUAUUUUGUUGAAAUAAUACAUCGUUAUUACUUGUGGUGGUUCCGCAUUUCAUUGUAUAAUCAUAACAUUUCAAUGUAAAUACUUGACUGAUAUAUAUAAAUAAAAUUAAAAUAUAAUCUCGUACCUUUCUUUAGUAUAUGGCGGCAUAUUGAUCAAAUUCUACAUCUUUCUUAUAAAUAAUAAAAUCGAUAUCUUUACGUUUAUGUACAUGUUCUAUUCUACGACAAAUGUUAGAAAUUGCUUAGAAGUUUGAAGAAUAUAGCUAUUCGAUAGUAGAAUUAAUCAUUCAUCAAGAAGUAGGUAUAAUUAUACUUAUGAUAAUUGCUUAGUUUUCCUAGUCUAUUUUGAUUCGAUGUCUACUUAUUUGCUAACAAUUAGGAAGGUAUGGUACAAAACAAACGCGCUCUUAAUUCAAUCUUACCAGAAUAAGCGAGGUGCGAAUAGGAGAUUACGUAUACGUUGAGAUGAAGCGUGUCUAAGUGUAUUAAUGUUAAUGUACUGGCUAGUCUGGUGCUAUCCGCUACACGAUUUUAUUGAACACAGACAAUAUUUAUU
Molecule: messenger RNA, 5265 nt
Organism: Cydia pomonella (codling moth)
Lineage: Eukaryota; Metazoa; Arthropoda; Insecta; Lepidoptera; Tortricidae
Exons: 2
Coding region: 808-2103 (431 amino acids)
Source: RefSeq, a predicted model, not a curated record